Messenger RNA from Penicillium robsamsonii, 1773 nucleotides. RefSeq names its product glycoside hydrolase family 127 protein. The record is from RefSeq and is a predicted model, not a curated record. NCBI's taxonomy places the organism in Eukaryota, Fungi, Ascomycota, Eurotiomycetes, Eurotiales, Aspergillaceae. Gene Ontology annotation, biological process: carbohydrate metabolic process. The transcript has 4 exons. The coding region runs from base 1 to 1773 and encodes 590 amino acids.
AUGGAAUACCCCCAAGAAAGCUUCGUUGCUACCACCUUUGCCCCAAAAUCAUUCUGGGCCCGUCGUCGGGAAGUAGUUCGGACUCAGACACUGCGGCAUCAGCUGCAGAUGCUCAGAACUACUGGAAGAUACGAUGCUUUCAAAUUACAAUGGCACCCAAGCUACUCCGAUCCUCCCACAAUGUGGCCAGUCCCUAACCACCAAUUCUGGGAUUCUGAUAUCGGAAAGUGGAUUGAAAGUGCCUGUUAUUUGCUGAUGGAUCAUUAUGACGAGGACAUCGAUGACGCCGUCAGGGAGCUCGUGCAGAUGAUACAGACUGCUCAGCAUCCUGAUGGCUACCUCAAUAUUCACUACUCGGUUGUUGAGCCGGGCAAACGCUUUACGAACUUGAGAGAUAUGCAUGAAUUAUACAAUGCUGGCCAUCUGAUCGAAGGAGCACUUGCCCACCGUCUUUAUUAUAAGAACGAUGAUAUGCUAUCUCCCAUGCUGAAGUAUGUGGACCUUCUGGCGGAAACCUUUGGAGGCCAAGACGCUCAGAUUCCCGGGUACCCUGGCCAUCCAGAGAUAGAGCUGGCCCUUUUGCGUUUAUACAAGGUCACAAGCAAUGAAAAACACCUAAAGCUCGCCCAAUUCUUCAUUGAAGAAAGAGGCAAUCCCACAGGAGGGAGAGAGGGGCGGCAUUACUACGAUGUUGAGUCCGAAGCAAGAGGCGAGAAUAAGCGUACAUUGCCCGUGUACUUUCCUGCUGCUAGGAGUUAUUGGUACCAGCAGGCCCAUGUGCCGAUCGCCGAACAAGAAACUAUCGAAGGACACUCCGUUCGAGCUAUGUAUCUUCUCACGGCGGUUGCGGACUUGGUUCGGAUAUCUAAGCCUGACAGCCAAGUGGGGGCAACUUUCCUGCCUGUUGUCAACCGGCUCUGGUCAAACAUGGUAGAGAAAAGAUCAUAUGUCACAGGUGGGAUUGGUGCAAUUAAGCAGUGGGAAGGGUUUGGUAUCGACUACUUCCUGCCCCAGGGAACCGAUGAAGGAGGCUGCUAUUCAGAGACAUGUGCUGCAAUUGGUGUGAUGAUGCUGGCCGAACGACAGCUGCAGAUUGAGCUUGACAGCCAUUAUGCCGAUGUCAUGGAGCUUUGUCUUUACAACGCUGUAUUGACCGGGAUGAGUCUGGAUGGCAAGGCAUUCACAUAUGUGAAUCAACUGGCCUCCUCGGACAAAGAUCUCUCCGAGCGCCAUGAGUGGUUUGAAUGUGCUUGCUGCCCGCCUAAUGUCACACGCACGUUAGGCUAUCUGGGUGGAUAUGUCUGGAGUCACAGCACAAACGAGCAAAAGGCCGUUGUCAACGUGCAUCUUUACACUGCGGCCACUUUGCGUCUGCAGGUCUCGGAAUCGGUGAUUGAAAUCACUCAAAAGACAGACUGGCCUUGGAACGGGGAUGUCAACUUUACCAUCCGUACCGAAGGGCCUCCCGUUGAUCUUGAGCUGCGACUGAGGAUCCCCGGGUGGGCAGAGUCAUGGCAGGUGACUCCGCGUCCUGAACAGGAUAUUCGCAAAGGAUAUCUAUAUUUGAGCGCUGAAUGGCUGCAGCAGAACUCGCAAUUCCAACUUUCGUGUCCUAUGCAACCACGCGUGACCAAGCCACAUCCACUAACGAUGCAGCCUGUGGCAUACGUCACGCGCGGGCCAAUUGUGUACUGUGUGGAGGAUGCAGAUCACCCAUGGGAACAGAAUCAUUUCAAGGUAAAGCACAAACUUAUCACCCAUAUGAUGGAGUAA